This is a messenger RNA of Bursaphelenchus xylophilus (pine wood nematode), 4030 nucleotides long. The record is from the annotation of a GenBank genome assembly. NCBI's taxonomy places the organism in Eukaryota, Metazoa, Nematoda, Chromadorea, Rhabditida, Aphelenchoididae.
AUGGCGCUAAUAGAGACGCUUCCAGGGGCCGGUGGACGAAUUAGGAUGAGGCAGAGGUGAGUAUUUUCUGAUUUUUUGUUUGAAUUUUAGGUUUUUGGAAGCCUUGGUCAAGGUUUCGCAAAAGCUCGGUGUUUUUGUAAAAUUUUCAAUGUGAAAGUUACUUUCUUCAGUUUAAAAGUGAAGAAUAGAGUGUGAUGCAUAAUUUUCAAUCUUUUAGAACUCCUAAACACGACACUUUGAUCCAGAAUUACGCCUUAUACGAGAGGCAUUCCCUAAAUUCCGGCUCCAAAGUCGAAUUAAGCCAGAUCGAAAUGAACGACAGUGGUCGGUUGAUGGCCGUGGCCGACGUGGAAGGUGUGAUCAGCAUCUGGGAGCACACCGAGCACUCAUGGGAGCGGCAAUCCUCUUGGCGAUAUCGAUUCGACCAUCAUCAACCGAGAAUCGUUGAGCUCCCGGAUAAUCCGAUCAAAACCCCACCGUAUCACGACCCAUUCAGCGCCACUUUGCGGCCAAAAAUUGUGUUGAGGUGGGCCCAUUCGAGGCAUGGGAGAUAUUUGGCGGUGGCGGCGUCCAAUAAAAGACGAGUCCAUAUUUUCGCGGAAAAUGGUAAAAAUUUUGAAAAUUUUUGAAAAAAUUUUUUUUGGGUGUUGAUGAAACUUGGCACAAAUUGAGAACAAAAUUUCUUCUAAGACAAAUGUGAGAGUUUUAGCUUUCAUUUGAAGAAAUCAGCGAGAUUUUUAGGUCUGAAAAUGGGCAAAAGUUCAGAUUUUUUUGACUUUCAAUUUGAAAAUUUUAGGCCUUAUUACAAGUGAGGUUCCCAAUUUUUCAAAAAAAAAAUAUUUCUCAGCUUGAUACGAAAAAUUAUUGCAAAAAAAAAAAUUUUUUGUCUGUACCUUCGCUAAUAAAGCCUGAAAUUUUCAAUUUGAAAAUCAAAAAAACUGAACUUUUGCUCAUUUUCAGGUCUAAAAAUCUCGCUGAUUUCUCAAAUUGAAAGGCAAAAUUCUCAUAUUUGUCGUAGGAAGUUCUGUUUUAAAUUUGUGCCAAGUUUCAUCAAAAUCUCACCAUUUUUCUGGCCAAAAAUUAAUUUUUUUUCGAAAAAUUUUAAUAUUCAAAAACUCAAGAAUUGACUGAAAAUUGAAAAAUCAGUGUGAUCCUGAAGUAAUUUGUUGCCCAAAUUCCAGAAAAGGACCGAAUCGAACAGGCGGCCCACAUAAAUAUGCGCCGAAUUGUCCCGCUGAUCCGCUGGCACCGAAAACAUUCGAUGGCGUCGGCCGCCAACGUCACCGAAAUGCAGUUCUGCCCCCCACACAUGGACAUGGAGCUGGCGACAGCCACACAAACCGGCGUAGUCGUCAUCCAUACCCUCGAAAAUCAACGCGACAUCACUUCUUGGCGCCCGAUUAUGGCGAUUCAAGUGUUCCCAAACCAAACAAUUAAUAGUUUAACGUGGAAUAGGAACCCCGUCCACGAACUGGCAAUCCUGGUAGCGUCCACGAAUGCCCUGGAUUCGAGAUCGGACCAGAGAAUCGCGAUCUUCCCGAGAAAAAACGAUCCAGUGUGGGUUUUGAUCGUGUUUUAGGCAAAUUUUGGGUUUUUUUGAAAGUUUUGGUGUUUAAAAAAGGUGGUGGAGAAGGACUAAGUCUCUAAAAGUGUGGUAAAGGCUUUUUUGUUGGGAUAAAAGUGGCAUUUUACCAAGAUUUUUGAAAUUGAUAUUAUUUUAGACGAUUUUGAUGGGUUUUAGGGAAUUUUUAAUAUUUUUUGGAUCUUUUUCGGAUGGAAAAUGAUAUGUAGAGGAAAGAUAAGGCAGUUGGAUUAUAAUAAAGGCCUUUUUAAUUUGAGAAAAGUCGUAUUUUAGCUAGAUUUUUGGGAUUUUUUUUUGUGAUUUGGAUGAUUUUAGGCGAUUUUGACGAAAUUUCUGAAAUUUUUAGAGGUGUUCUUUAUGGUAAAAUACGCGCUUUCGUAUCUUCAUGAUAUACCACUCUUGUAAAAUUUUUAAAAAAUCGCAUUUUUCAGCACCCCCGAACAGAACAUGCACUUUGACAUGGACAACCACGUCAGUUGCGUCUCGUUUGCCCCAUCAAACGGCCUGAACGAGAGUAUUUUGGCCAUUGGCGUUGGCCGUCGCAUAUUUUUGCACACUUUUGUCAUUGCUGAAACGGCCGUGGGAGAGAAGGACGGCGAGUUGGUGUUCCCGGAAGACUUCUCGGACAAGAAGGAACCAGAAAAGAGGACUCAAAUCCCCCCACCGUCCAGCUCCCUCCCCCAAUCACAUUCGAAUUUACCCCUGCCGAUCCAACGAAUCCGCCAAAAUCAUCCCCCGCAUUCGUCGGCCAGUCCACGCCCAGUCACCGGUGGCCAUAUGGGAAAGAAUUUGAUCGUGGGCUCGGUGGAUUCGGACUCAUCCCCGAUUUUACCCUCCCAGUUCUUCGAUGGAAGCCAUAAGGAUGAGCGGUUUGUAUGGUAAGCGGGAGUUUGCACUGUGCGAAAAUUUGGAAGUCUUAUUGCACGGUGCAAAAAAAUUGUUUUGCUUUUUUUGCACUGUGCGGAAAAAAAUUUUUUUUUUGCACAGUGCAAAAAAAGCUUUUUUGACUUAUUUUGCACGGUGCAGCGGCGACAAAGACUCUUUUUUUAUUGCACGGUGCAAAAAAAAUGUUUUUUGCACAGUGCGGCGAAAAGCUUUCUCGACUUUUUUGCACGGUGCAACGGCGACAAAGACUCUUUUGUUUGUUGCACGGUGCAAAAAAAUUUUUUUUGGGUUUCCGCCCUGUGCGGCGAAGUUUUUUCGACGUUUUUGCACGGUGCAGCGGCGACAAAGAUUUUCGUUUACUGCACAGUGCAGAAAAAUAUUUUUUGGUUUAUUGCACAGUGCGGAAAAAAGUUUUGCCGUUUGCAGUGGGAAAAAAGAGGGUUCCUUUUUUUGCACCGUGCAAAAAUAAAUAAAUUUUUUUCCAGCAACGACGAAUCGAGACAUCAAGAGAAUGAAGACGAAAUUGAGCAGAAUAACGGGCCCAUCGAAGAACUGCGCGGUCAUUUUGACGAAGGUUACGAAGAAACGACUGACGAGGAAAAAGAAACUGACACCGACAUGUAUAAAUUGUUGAGAUGGGAGUUCCCCAGGAUCGCGGUGUUCCGAGAAUCGAGUGCUGUGAGGAGUAUUCAUUGGAACACAAACCCAGAUGGAUUCACUGCCGAGUUUUGCGAUGGAAAACUCAGGAGUUAUAAGUGUAAGGAGGGCGGGGCUUAGAUCUAAUAAAAACACCCAGAAACUCGAAAAAUUACCCUAAAAGGCUUGCACAAAAAACUUUAUAAGCAAGUGAAAUACCCCAAACAACGUUUUUACAAUCCAAGCAGACUCUUAAAAAACGCACAUCCUUUACUCGAUGAAAAUUCCAAAAAAUUCAAAACAAAAAUUUUGGGCUCAGCCGGUGAUCGAAACCGGGGCCUCUCGCACCCAAAGCGAGAAUCAUACCACUAGACCACUGAGCCGCGCUGCUCCGAGCCGAAGAAAUCGCAAUGGAUUCGGCGAAAGAAGAAACAAAAAAUCCGGUUUCUGAAUCGCUGACCACUCGGGAAAGCUAAUCACUGCUGGAUGUUCUGCGAUUUUCUCGAGCAACCGAAGCGCGGCUCAGUGGUCUAGUGGUAUGAUUCUCGCUUUGGGUGCGAGAGGCCCCGGUUUCGAUCACCGGCUGAGCCCAAAAUUUUUGUUUUGAAUUUUUUGGAAUUUUCAUCGAGUCUGUAAAGGAUGUGCGUUUUUUAAGAGUCUGUUUGGAUCGUAAAAACGUUGUUUGGGUAUUUCACUUGCUUAUAAAGCUUUUUGUGCAAGCCUUGGUCUCUUUUCGAUUUUUGCUAUUUUUUCGGAAGUUCUUCAAAAAUGUCGAAUAAUUCCAUGGUAAAAUACGUGAAAAUCAAGUGCCCUUUUUUUGAACCUCCCCAAUUAUUAACCCUUUCUUUUCUAGGGGCAUUUGGCUGUGUAUGGAUCAAAAGCGCCGAGCUGUAUCCAAUGCCAUCAAGACCUUCAAUUAGGACCUAA